Molecule: messenger RNA, 1016 nt
Organism: Nyctereutes procyonoides (raccoon dog)
Lineage: Eukaryota; Metazoa; Chordata; Mammalia; Carnivora; Canidae
Product: mitochondrial import inner membrane translocase subunit Tim8 A-like
Exons: 2
Coding region: 174-467 (97 amino acids)
Source: RefSeq, a predicted model, not a curated record
GUGUGACGCUGGUUCCAAAGAAGUACACUUGGACCACAAGGAAGAGUUGUGGAGUGUGUGGAGGGGAGAGGCAACCAGAGAGAAAUAGGUUGUGGUUCCGGUUCUGUCGCGGAGAUACGUGAAGGUCGGUGAGUUGGAGCACAGUUCGUCUAGGCACGUGUGGCGGUGCUGGGAUGGAUUCCUCCUCAUCUUCAUUCGUGGCGGGUUUGGGCUCGGUGGAUCCACAGCUGCAGCAUUUCAUCGAGGUGGAGACUCAAAAGCAACGCUUCCAGCAACUGGUGCACCAGAUGACGGAACUUUGUUGGGAGAAGUGCAUGGACAAGCCUGGGCCAAAGUUGGACAGUCGGGCUGAGGCCUGUUUUGUGAACUGCGUUGAGCGCUUCAUUGAUACAAGCCAAUUCAUCUUGAAUCGACUGGAACAGACCCAGAAAUCCAAGCCAGCUUUCUCAGAAAGCAUUUCUGACUGAUCUCAGCAGUACCUCUUUGGAAAAGGAAGCUAGUUUAAGAAAUGAAGAACGGUUGAUGGGAUAGUUGAAGAAAAGGCUAUGGGGGGAUUGGCUCCCACCUUUGUCACUCUUGGGACAUCCUGUCAUCUGAGAAUGAACAAAGACCAAUUUUGUGUGUGUGGGGGUUUUGAGGGUCAUAUAGGUAUUUAGUUGUGUUUGUUUAAUGCUAAUCUUGUGAAAACAACUGACAGAUGAAUGGGAAAACUACUAGAUGCAUAUUACUGUAUAUGGGACUAUGCUCUCUCAAAGUCCCAUAAACUGCCCUCUAUAAUUUUGAUAGUAGAACUGCUUUCUCUAAUUUGAUAGUGGGACCACAGUAAUAUCUGUCAUUUGUGUGGAUUCAUUUCAGAUUUCUGGGGAGAUUGAUACAUCUUUGUGUCUCUCAGGAAGGGUAGCAGGUGGAGAAAAGUAAUUUGGUACUUAACUAUAGGCCUUAUCUAGUGUUUUGACUAUCAGUGCUGGAAAGAAAUCUAUGGGAUGUUAAUACAAUACACUCAACUUUCUAGAUUA